UUGUUUUCUAAACCUAAUCAUCUUUUUGAGAGGACUUUCGGCCUCUUUCAUCAGUAAAUAGGGAGAUUGACAACAACAGUCAAAUCACAUUUGACCUUUGGAACGUGAGCAUGAAGCAGCGAGAAGAAAUAAAGGCAACGUGAAAUCUUUAGUAAAGGUUUGGCUCACAGGAAUUUAGCAUCAACUGCCUUUAUCUCCACCAUCGUUUUUGAGCAGGUUUCAGAUUGUAGUAGCAUUAGUGAAUUAUUGUGUGUGUGUGUGUGUCUUUGUGAAAACAUAAAAAUGUUUUCCCCCUUCUCCUGGAUCCCGGGACCUUUUGAAUGGACACCUUUUCAUUCAAACCCAAUUGACUGCUUUCUUCAAGGUCUUGUCGGUGCAUGUGGAAUAUCAGUGUUGUGCAAUCUGAUGAGAGUAUACUUCUUCAUUCAAACAUGCAGUGAUUCUGAAACUGAAAGUAAAGAGAAGUCAUCCUCACCCAUCAAUCCCCUGAGAGCGAACUGGAGAACAGUGCUCCAGUUCUGGUCCCUGACGCUCCUCCUGUCUCUGGUGGGCUCGAGGGUCUCCUCUCUCAUAGUGCUGGAGUUUUCUCUCAGAGCUAUUUCUGCCUGGGCGUCUGCAGGACUAGAUACCAGUGGCAGAGGCCUAGACCUUCUCCUGAUCCAGUGCCAGUUUUCCCUGGGUUGCUGCCUCACCUGUACUAUGACCUUCCUCCAUCAGGGGGCUCCACACAGCUCUCUCAGCUUGUUUCUGGCAGCUGCGCUCAGCUGGGCACUGGCAAGUGUCAGCCACAGUCUGUGGAGCCAUGUGGCCAGACUCUACCCACUGCAUAGCACAGAGCGUUACUGUGGGAAAUGCAUCAACCUCCUGACCUCCGGACACACCAUACUGGCUUCACUGCAAAGAGCGGUUGUCUUGGCUUUUGCUCUAGCAACUGUGGCUUCCACCGCUACGGUUUAUGACCACUUCCUGUGCCAGAAGGAUGCUCUAAAGUUUUGGACUCCACUGACACUCUGCUACACUAUGCUGGUGGUCUAUAUCCAAGAGGGUCAGCAUCAGCAGACUGCUGUAGAGGCCCUCUUGCACUCUGUAGUGCUGCGACUGGGAGCUUUGCUGGUGCUCAUGCUGACAGUGGGCGACUGGUCUGAUGUCCUCCACGUCCCCAUCUAUUUCCUGGGUGAAGCAGCCUGUCUGCUGCCCUCUCAGGACCUUCUGCAAGUCAUGUUAAUGGAAGAAGAAGACACGAGCACGAGCAAACAUGAACAGAGCUCCGAUCACAAAACAAGGAAAUACACGAGGAAAUCAUCAUCAGACGACAGCUGA
Messenger RNA from Toxotes jaculatrix (banded archerfish), 1320 nucleotides. RefSeq names its product transmembrane protein 82-like. NCBI's taxonomy places the organism in Eukaryota, Metazoa, Chordata, Actinopteri, Toxotidae. The record is from RefSeq and is a predicted model, not a curated record. The coding region runs from base 283 to 1320 and encodes 345 amino acids. The transcript is spliced from 6 exons.